This is a messenger RNA of Suillus paluster, 768 nucleotides long. RefSeq lists its product as uncharacterized. The record is from RefSeq and is a predicted model, not a curated record. Bases 1 to 768 code for a protein of 255 amino acids. NCBI's taxonomy places the organism in Eukaryota, Fungi, Basidiomycota, Agaricomycetes, Boletales, Suillaceae. The transcript has 5 exons.
AUGCCCAACAAACCCGAAGGCGUCAAGAAGUCCGCCAAACAGGCCAUGGAAGAAAGGCAGGUGGAGAUGGCGGCGGAGUUCACUUGCCUACAGGAGGCCAUUCGUCUGGAGGAAGAGGAGGAGUGCAGACAGAGGGAGGAGAAGAUGAUGAAGGUGGAAGAAAAACGGAGAGCGGCGGCAGAGCGGAGACGCGAGGAGGAGCAGAAACAGAGGGACAUUGAGGAGUCACGGAGAAGGGUACUGGAGUUGGCGUCAUUGGGACACAUGGGGGUGUCAACGGUUACUAGUUGGUCCAGCACCUCCGAAGGUCCGGAGAAAUCGUGCAGCUUCUGCAUGGAGCGUAAGAGGGACUGUACCUGGACUCAGGCGUCUAGGUCCAACAGGAUCCGGAAUUGCGACAUGUGCCGUCAGCUGAAGGCGCAGUGCUCUGGCAGCGUUCCGCCGGUUAGCAUUGACAAGGGGAAGAAGCGGGAGCGAGCGGAAGGUACCCCAUCUCCCCGGGCAAAGGGGAAGAAGUGUCAGCGGAGCCCGGCGGAGACGGACGACAACGUGGAGGAGGGCAGAUGGGCGGAGUACGACAAUGAGGCCUGGGUGGCCGCUGCCAAUGACAUAGUGGUGGCGUUGGCAUGGACCAACGAACUUCUGGAGCAGAUGAGGAGCGGCUUUCGAGUGGAGGCAGCGGAAGAACCGGAGGAAACGGAGGUGGAGGUGGAGGGUGGGGGCGGUGCUGGGGUCUCCGGCGGAGAUAUGGAGACUGAUGACCUCUAG